Messenger RNA from Sorghum bicolor (sorghum), 1582 nucleotides. Its product is annotated as mitochondrial import inner membrane translocase subunit TIM50. Bases 224 to 1306 code for a protein of 360 amino acids. Gene Ontology annotation, molecular function: phosphoprotein phosphatase activity. NCBI's taxonomy places the organism in Eukaryota, Viridiplantae, Streptophyta, Magnoliopsida, Poales, Poaceae. The record is from RefSeq and is a predicted model, not a curated record. The transcript is spliced from 10 exons.
UCCAGACUCCAGAGUCCAGAGUCAUCCCUCCCAACUCCGCUGCUACGCCUUCUUCCACAUCGCAAUCACGCGCGGCGCACCCGUCCGGCUCUCCCCCUCAGGCCCUCACCCUCCCUCAGGCUCACGCCCUCACCUCAGUCCUCACCGCUCUCGGCCGCCUCCUUAAACCCUCCCCUCGAACCGGAACCCAACCGAGAACAAAUCCAAAACCCAAGCCGCACCCAUGUCUCGCAUCGCGGCCUCGCGCCUCCUCCCUAGGAUCUCUGCGCUCUCCUUCUGCACCGCCUCCCCGGCAACCGCCGCCGCUUCCUCCUCAUCAUCCACGGCGGCGGCGGCGGCAGCGGCAGCCGCCACCGCCUCCGAGGCCUCCUCCACCGCCGCAGAUCCAUCCUCCCAGCCGCCCCAGGCAGCCCGCAAGCCGUGGGGCGCGCUCAAGUUCGCCGCCUUAACUGCCGUGUCCGCCGCGGUUGGCGGCACGGCCUACGUCAGCUACGCUUAUUCUCUGGAUGAAGUGGAUCAGAUGACGCGGGAGCUCCGGAAGAAGUCGAAGCAGCCCAUUCCUGAGGAUGCUUCCGGCUUUGAGAGGUUUCAAGCUAUGGCUUAUUCAUCUGCUAUGAAAGUUCCUGUUGCCGCUAUUGAGGCAUACCUGGAUGUGAGGAGCCAGAUUGAAGAUCAAAUCCGGGGCUUUAGCGAACCAGUAUCAGACAAACUUCUUCCAGAUCUUCUUCCUCAAGAGCAGCAUGUAUUGACUCUCGUUCUGGAUCUGAACGAGACUCUUGUAUACUCAGAUUGGAAGCGUGAGAGAGGAUGGAGGACCUUUAAGAGGCCAGGAGUGGAUGCCUUUCUUGAACAUCUUGGGAAGUUUUAUGAAAUUGUUGUGUAUUCUGAUCAGCUUAGUAUGUAUGUUGAUCCUGUUGUUGAUAGGCUGGAUCCAAAGGGCAAUAUUCGACACAGGCUAUCAAGAGUUGCAACUAAGUACGAAAAUGGAAAACAUUAUCGGGAUCUGUCAAAGCUGAACAGAAACCCUGCUCAAGUUCUUUAUAUCAGCGCUCAUGCUAAAGAGUCAAGCCUGCAGCCUGAAAAUUCUGUGGAAAUUAAACCUUGGAAGCUUGAAAGUGAUGACACUCAACUGCUUGAUCUUAUUCCAUUUCUAGAAUAUGUUGCGAUGGUAAGACCUUCUGACAUCAGGUCUGUUCUUGCAUCCUAUCAAAGUGGUGAUAUUGCCGCCGAGUUUAUUGAGCGCUCUAAGGAGCACCAGAGGCGCAUGCAAGAACAAAAGAAAUCAGGACGCAUAUGGAGACGAUGAGGACUAAAAGUUGGAAGGAAAACAUAUGAAUGUACACACUAAAGACAAUUCAAACUUUUUGGCGCUUCAAUCCGAAUGAAGUGAAUGGAUCCAUCAAGGAUUGCAAUUUUGUCAUCGUUUGCAUUGGCGGUUAAUAAAUGUUUUCAUUUUAACAGGUCUUACAACGAUACCAAACGUUAUUUAUAAUUGUUGAUGAGAGGCCAUACCGGCCGAAAUAUUGCGCUUGCUGCUUGUAUUUUUUUUAAUAAUCUGUUGCUUGCAUUUUUUUAAGGGUCA